Messenger RNA from Gossypium arboreum, 2360 nucleotides. Its product is annotated as cysteine-rich receptor-like protein kinase 25. The record is from RefSeq and is a predicted model, not a curated record. Gene Ontology annotation, molecular function: protein kinase activity; ATP binding. Gene Ontology annotation, biological process: protein phosphorylation. NCBI's taxonomy places the organism in Eukaryota, Viridiplantae, Streptophyta, Magnoliopsida, Malvales, Malvaceae. The transcript is spliced from 7 exons. Bases 112 to 2130 code for a protein of 672 amino acids.
UAGUUUAUUGGUUGGUAAAUAGAAGUAUAUUAAAAAUAGCACAAAAGCGAGUUUGUAUCUAUAUAAGCCCUUCCCAGUACCUAAAAGCCAGCAAGAGCUGAUUAAGUAAUAAUGGUGUCAUUUGAUAUCCCCAGGAACCUUUUAUUUUACAUCUUUAUUUGCUUAAUGCUGAGUCUGAGCAGUGAAGCAGCAGUUGUUUUCUUAUAUCAUGACUGCAAUCCAAAUACGACUACUUACACUCGGAAAAGCCCAUAUCGUCGAAACCUCAAUAUCCUCCUUUCCUCUUUUCGAUCCAACUCUACUCGCCAAAGUGGAUUCUACAACCUCACCGUCGGCCAAGCCCCUCCGGAUAUUGUUUACGGUCUCUUCCUCUGCCGUGGUGAUGUCACCAAAGAAAUCUGUCGAGAAUGUGUUAGAACCGCUUCUGGCCAAAUACUUCAACGUUGCCCCAACCAGAAAACAGCUUUAGUUUACUACGACGAGUGCACCAUACGUUACUCCAAUAGUUCCUUCUUCUCUGAAUGGGAACAGGAACCUGUUUUGGAACUGCUGAAUACGGGGAAUGUUUCGCAGCCAGAGCGGUUCAUGCAGUUGCUUGGAAACACGAUGAAUGAGGUAGCCACAAGGGCUGCUAAGGGUGACCAGUUGGGGAAAAAGUAUGCCACUCAAGAAGUCAAUUUCACCGCUUUCCAAACACUCUACACGCUUGCUCAGUGCACACCCGAUUUAUCUGUGUCCGAUUGUCAAACCUGCUUAAAAACAGCUAUUACUUAUCUCCCAAAUUGUUGCCUAGGUAAACAAGGGGGCAGAGUUGUAUUUGCGAGCUGUAAUGUCAGAUAUGAAUUGUACCCUUUUUACCGAUUCACAGCGCAACAACUGCCACCGCCACCACCACCGAAACCAGUUCUUCAUUCCCCUCCAGCACUGGAAUCUAAAGGGAAAAACAAGAACUCAUCAACAACUAUAAUCGCCAUUGUUCUACCCGUUGUUGUCUCUGUGGUGAUAUUUGCAGGGGGAUUGAUCUGUAUUCUUACUAGGAAAUCCAAGAAGUACGAUGCUGUGGAACAAGAAAAUGGAAAUGAUAUUACGACAAUGGAGUCCUUGCAAUUCGAUUUCAGUACAAUUGAAGCUGCAACAAACAGGUUUUCGGUUGAUAACAAGUUGGGAGAAGGUGGAUUUGGACCGGUUUACAAGGGCAAACUUCCUAAUGGACAACAAAUAGCUGUGAAAAGGUUAGCAGUGAGCUCCAGCCAAGGUCUGGAGGAAUAUAAGAAUGAGGUUGCAUUGUUAGCCAAGCUUCAACAUCGAAACCUUGUGAGGCUAUUGGGAUUUUGCUUGGAAGGAGCUGAAAAAUUACUGGUCUACGAAUUUGUCCCCAACAAGAGCCUGAACUAUUUUCUAUUUGAUCUUGAAAAACAAGGAGAACUAACUUGGACAAAGAGAUACAUGAUAAUUGGAGGAAUAGCUCGAGGGAUUCUUUAUCUUCACGAGGAUUCUAGACUUAAAAUCAUACAUCGUGAUCUCAAAAUUAGCAACAUUUUACUCGACAAAGAUCUGAAUCCCAAAAUUUCAGAUUUUGGCAUGGCAAGAAUUCUUGGAGUUGAUCAAUCUAAGGCCACCACAAAUAGAGUCGUUGGAACAUAUGGUUAUAUGCCUCUAGAAUAUGCUAUGCAUGGACAUUUUUCUAUCAAAUCCGAUGUUUACAGUUUCGGAGUCAUAAUUUUAGAGAUUAUUACCGGAAAAAAAAGCAGUAAUUUCCAACAAUCAGAUGAAGAUGAGGACCUCUUAAGCCAUGUAUGGAAACACUGGAAUAAUGGAACACCAUUGGAGUUGUUAGAUCCAAGUUUGGGAAAUUCGUAUUCUAGAAUUGAAGUGAUUCGAUGCAUCCACAUCGGUUUGCUAUGCGUUCAGGAAGAUCCAAGCCAGAGACCAACAAUGGAAAAUAUAGUUCUCAUGCUUAAUAGCUACACUAUUACUCUUGUAGCACCUCAACGUCCAUCAACAUUCCUUAUCCCUACCACUGACUCCAAUUUUACAGCAAAUGAACUGGUAUCGUAUCAAUCCGAUCCAAGCAAGUCAAUUCCAUGGUCUGUAAAUCAAGUUUCCAUUUCUGAUAUGGAUCCUCGAUAGGGCUGAGACUUGGAGAGUACUACAACCAAUCACAAAAUGUAAUAUUAAAGUUAUAAAUUUGGUCCAUGUAUUUUUAAAUUUUCAAUUAUAACCUAAUUUAUAAUAGUUAAAUCAGUUAAGUCAAAUUUGUUAUUAGUCUGUUACUAUGUAGAUUAAGUCAUUAUUUUUCAAUUUGAUCUUUUGAUCUUUUAUAAUUUUUAAACUUGAAAUUUUAGUCCUGAUUUAAACGA